Rhododendron vialii is the source of this 657-nucleotide messenger RNA. RefSeq lists its product as uncharacterized. The record is from RefSeq and is a predicted model, not a curated record. The transcript has a single exon. Bases 1 to 657 code for a protein of 218 amino acids. NCBI's taxonomy places the organism in Eukaryota, Viridiplantae, Streptophyta, Magnoliopsida, Ericales, Ericaceae.
AUGGUGGAAACACGACACGGGACCCACACGAACGAUGGACAAAAUGGCGGACCACAACCAAAUGGGCAAGGAGGACAGCCAGACUUGAUUCAACUGAUGCAAGCAUUUGUUGCUGCUACUGCUGCCAACCCUCAACAGCCACAACAACAACAACGUGGACCUCUAAUCAGGAGUAGAGAUCAACUUCUGGAUGCAUUCUGCAAACGUCGCCCUCCGAUCUUUUAUGGGGAAGCAAACCUUAGUGCUACAGAAGCAUGGAUCAAACAAAUCUCCAAAUACCUGGAAGUACUUAAUGUGACCAAUGCAGGUGAUCGCAUUGCCUUAGCAAAAUUUCAGAUGCAAGGGGAAGCAGAUCAUUGGUGGGAUUUGAUUAAGACCACUCAUAAUUUGACAACUAUGACCUGGCGGAUGUUUGAAAACCUUUUCCUUGAAAAAUACUUCCCAGCAACUGUGAAGCAAGCCAUGGCCCAGGAAUUUAUGGACUUGAAGCAGCGUACUCUGACAGUAACCCAAUAUGCUGCCCGUUUUGAAGAACUCGCACGUCAUGCUACUACCAUAGUACCCACCGAUGAAGCAAAGGCAAGGAAGUUCGAAUGGGGUCUGUCCCACUCUAUUCGUACUAGUGUGGUUUCUCAUGAGUACCCCACCUAUGCAUAG